AUGAAGCUCUGUCUCUCUGGGUUAUUCUUCCUCCUGGUGAUCUCACUGGCUUCAGUGAAUGGUUUGUUUGGAAAUGAUGGAGUAGAACUUCGUGUUUGCACUACACUUGGUGGCAGAUGUUUUUUCGGUUGUAAAAUGGGAUGGGCAUGGGUGGCAUACUGUCACAACGUACUGUCUUGUUGCAUAGAAAUGAAGAAAAAUAAACCCCCGGCAGCCCUACUGCCAUGA
Molecule: messenger RNA, 228 nt
Organism: Diceros bicornis minor
Lineage: Eukaryota; Metazoa; Chordata; Mammalia; Perissodactyla; Rhinocerotidae
Gene: DEFB136
Product: defensin beta 136
Exons: 2
Coding region: 1-228 (75 amino acids)
Biological process (GO): defense response to bacterium
Source: RefSeq, a predicted model, not a curated record